This is a messenger RNA of Trematomus bernacchii (emerald rockcod), 2922 nucleotides long. It is a transcript of the gene tmc1, whose product is annotated as transmembrane channel-like 1. Gene Ontology annotation, molecular function: mechanosensitive monoatomic ion channel activity. Gene Ontology annotation, biological process: vestibular reflex; detection of mechanical stimulus involved in sensory perception of sound. The record is from RefSeq and is a predicted model, not a curated record. Gene Ontology annotation, cellular component: plasma membrane. The coding region runs from base 1 to 2922 and encodes 973 amino acids. The transcript is spliced from 20 exons. NCBI's taxonomy places the organism in Eukaryota, Metazoa, Chordata, Actinopteri, Perciformes, Nototheniidae.
AUGACUCGGGACAGUCUGAUCACCUCUGAGAAUGACGUUGACAUUGGACUGGAAUUUGAAGGUCUGGAGGAUGAAGUUGAUACUUUUCAAGAGGAACAUGAGAGAGAAAGACACAGAGGAAAAAGAAGGGAUGGUGAAAGAGCAAAAAAGAAGAAGAGGGGAAAUGGUGAGAGGAGAAAAAGAGCUUCGAAUGCGGGGCAAGAGGAAGAAAAAUUACAGGCCAGGCGUGAGAAAAAGGGUAGGAGAAAGAGAUCAAGCAGUGAUCAACAAGCUGAAGGGAGAGAGGGGGAUGAGGCGGAGCAGCCAACAACGAAAAGCAGUAAGGCAGCAAAAACAAGGAAGAAUGUAAAAAAUGAAAAAACAAGAAAAGUGGAGAAGGAGGAAAAGGAGGACGAGGCAGACGAUGAAGAGAGAAAUGCAAAGAGAAAAAAGAAACAUGGAAGUAACAACAAAGAAGAGAAUGUAGAGGAUGGCAAUAAACAUACAGUGAAGGAGAAAGCAGGGGAAGUGAAGAAGAAAAAGCACAAGAAAGUAGUGGAAACAAGUUCAGAGAAGGAGACAAGUGAGGAAGAGGACAGUGAAGAAGAGGACAGUGAGGAGAAAGAGGUGAGGCCAGAGACUCUGACUCCUGAGGAGCUGGAGACGCUGAAGGAGGCCGUGGACGAGAGGAAGAAACUGAUCCAGGGCCUGAGGGGAAAACCCUGGGCAAUGAAAAAGAAACUUGUGACCUUACGGGAGUCUCAGGAGUUUGUGGAAAAAUAUGAGGGAGCUUUGGGGAAAGGGAAAGGCAGAAAGCUUUAUGCGUACAAGGUCAUGAUGACCAAGAAAUGGAUGAAGUUUAAACGGGACUUUGAAAACUUCAAAACUGCUUGUAUUCCAUGGGAGAUGAAAAUCAAGGAAAUUGAAAGUCAUUUUGGCUCCUCAGUUGCCUCUUACUUUAUCUUCCUGAGGUGGAUGUAUGGCAUCAACAUGAUCUUGUUUUGUCUGACCUUUGGCCUGGUUAUGGUGCCAGAGGCAUUAAUGGGGCGGCCCUAUGGCACCAUCCCAAGAAAGACUGUCCCCCGUGCAGAGGCGCCCAGUGCCAUGGACUUCGCUGUUUUAUGGGACUUUGGAGGUUACGCUCAGUAUUCAGUCCUCUUCUACGGUUACUACAACAACCAGCGUGCCAUUGGCUGGUUGAAGUUUCGUAUGCCUCUGUCAUACUUCCUGGUUGGUGUUGGAACAGUGGCCUAUAGCUACAUGGUGGUCAUAAGAACGAUGGCCCGUAAUGCAAACGAGUCAGGGGUCGGAGAUGACAACAGCUUUAAUUUCAGCUGGAAGAUGUUCACCAGCUGGGACUACCUGAUAGGAAACCCUGAGACUGCAGACAAUAAGUUUGCUUCCAUCACCACCAUUUUCAAGGAGGCUAUCUUAGAGGAGCAGGAGAGCCGAAAGGACGACAACAUCCAUCUGACUCGAUUUCUGCGUGUUCUGGCCAACUUCCUGGUCUUGUGCUGCUUGGCAGGAAGUGGAUACCUGAUCUACUUUGUGGUGCGCCGCUCGCAGAAGUUCGCCCUUGACGGACUGGAGAAUCACACCUGGUGGGAAAGGAAUGAGGUGAACAUGGUCAUGUCAUUGCUGGGGAUGUUCUGCCCCAUGCUGUUUGACGUCAUCAGCGCCCUGGAGAACUACCACCCUCGGGUCGCCCUGCAGUGGCAGCUCGGUCGCAUCUUUGCCCUCUUCUUAGGAAAUCUGUACACCUUCAUCAUCGCACUCAUGGAUGAAAUCAACCUCAAAAGGGAAGAGGAAAAGAUAGUCAAGUUUAAUAUAACCACGUGGGAAGCCAGUCUCUACAAUAUCUCAGCAUCAGAAAACAGCACAGCUCCACCCGUCACCAUCCAGCCGGCGGAUGUCCCCAGAGGGCCCUGCUGGGAGACCAUGGUGGGCCAGGAGUUUGUCCGGCUGAUGAUAUCUGAUACGAUGACGACCUACAUCACGCUGCUGAUCGGCGACUUCCUGAGAGCUGUGCUUGUUCGUUUUCUCAACUACUGCUGGUGCUGGGACCUUGAAGCUGGAUUUCCAUCCUACUCUGAGUUUGAUGUCAGUGGGAACGUACUGGGGCUGAUCUUCAAUCAGGGAAUGAUAUGGAUGGGGGCUUUCUAUGCCCCCUGCCUGCCCGCCCUGAACCUCCUCCGGCUCCACGUGUCCAUGUACCUGCAGUGCUGGGCCGUGAUGUGCUGUAAUGUGCCGCAGGAAAGGGUCUUCAAGGCCUCAGGCUCCAACAACUUCUACAUGGCCAUGUUGCUGGUCAUCCUCUUCCUAUCCACUCUGCCUGCCAUCUACACCAUCGUCACCAUCCCCCCUUCCUUUGACUGUGGACCCUUCAGUGGGAAGAAACAUAUGUUUGAUGUGAUCCAGGAGACUCUUGAGUCGGACUUCCCCGCCUGGAUCAGUAAAGUCUUCAGCUCUGCCUCGAACCCUGGACUGGUGCUACCCUUCAUAUUGCUCAUGGUACUGGCUAUUUAUUACUUACAGUCCACAUCUAAAAGCUACAAAGAAGCUAAUGUUGACCUGAAGAAAAAACUACAGACGCAAAAUGAGGAGAACAAGAAGAAGAACAAACUAGCAGCGUUAAAGGCCCAGAUGGAUUUAGAAGAGGCCCGAAAAGCGGCAUCACCUUCUGCAGAGCAUCAAAAGAACAACAACGCUUCACCAGACCAAGAAGAUGAGGAAGAAGACCGUGGCAGAGGUCAGAGGAUGUAUCAUAGUAAAAAUGGACGCAGCCCUCCUCCUCCUCGCCAUGACGGCCAUCUUCCUGCCACCAGAGCCCCUGUACCCAGGAACUAUCACCACGGUAACCAGGGGUCUGCUGGGUACCUGCCGGGUUUCCCUCGGGAAAGUGAAGCCAGGAUGCACAGGGUGCCGAGUCUGCAGAGACACUGA